AUGGUGAAGGAGGUAGUUGUGGCCAAUAUGGUGGAAAUAGUAGUAGUGGUGGCGGCCGACAAUAGUCGUGGAGGUAGUGGUGGUGGUUAUGGUGGAGGUGGAGGUGGAGGUGAAGGUGGUAAUGGUGGUGCAGUUGGAGGUGGUGAAGGCGAUUGUGGAGGAUGUGAAGUGGUAGUGGUAGCCAAUGGUGGAGGAGAGGCGGCCCAUAGUGGUAGUGGUGGUGGAGAUGAACGGUGGUGGUCGGUGGCUGAUGGUGGUUACGGAGGUGGUGGAGGACGUUGUUAUAGUUAG
Molecule: messenger RNA, 291 nt
Organism: Cynara cardunculus var. scolymus (artichoke)
Lineage: Eukaryota; Viridiplantae; Streptophyta; Magnoliopsida; Asterales; Asteraceae
Product: glycine-rich protein DOT1-like
Exons: 3
Coding region: 1-291 (96 amino acids)
Source: RefSeq, a predicted model, not a curated record